Messenger RNA from Dibothriocephalus latus, 333 nucleotides. The record is from the annotation of a GenBank genome assembly. NCBI's taxonomy places the organism in Eukaryota, Metazoa, Platyhelminthes, Cestoda, Diphyllobothriidea, Diphyllobothriidae.
UUGUUUUUCUUUCACCAGCAGUACAGUGGCUAUUCAGACCAAGCCGUUGGCGGACAGUUUGCCAACGCGGGUCCUCCGGGUUACCCUGAGAAUACCGAUGGCGGUGGUGGCAGUGGUGGUUUCCAGAUGAUGAAUGAUCAGGGGGGAGUCGGUGACGGAAGCCCUAUCGCAGCAGCUGCUGGUUUAGACCAGGCUUGCGGUGGCGACGGCGACGGCGGAUCACCCAUGGGGCACGAGAUGCACCACCUUCACCACCAGAACCAGUCGCUAGAUCGGGGCAUUUCUUACUCCACAGGUAAUGCUUUCUCCAUUCCUUCUUCCUUCUCACAAUAG